CGAAGAGCGGAGAAUGACUGGAAUGGGAGGAUGAUGAAGAGAGGAGGAGGAUGGGUUUGGGUCAGAUGACCACAGGCGCACCAGAAGCUAACCUGCUUCUGAGGAAUAUUUAGCACAAAACAAAACUGAAAUAAUUCGUGUGGUCUAUUAGAACAGCAUGCUCAUCAGUUCAUUUUCUUGUUUUGAAGUAUGAUGCUCAGACAGGAUUGUGAUUCAGUGCUAUUUAUUUCCGAAUCACAGAGGAGUGUGUGCCAAGAGCACACAUCCAGGAUGCAAAUUAUUGACAGAUUAUUAAAGCAUCCACUGGCACAGAUCAAGGUCUCAGCAUGAUGGCAGUUAUCAAACAACCAACGCACACACAGCUGGCCUGUCUGUAUAGCUUAGAGAAGUAUUAUUUCCUGGCUGUUCUAGAUGUGUUUUCCAAUCCAUUGUUCAGGUUUUUAUUCAAUUACCAUAAUUUUAUUCAUUUUCCUUUCUUCUGUAUGUUUUAUACAGUAUUUUAAAUUGCUUAUCAAUUUCUUAAUAUUUAUAAAAAAAUAUAUAAUUGGUUUUAGACCGAUAGAUAGAUAGAUAGAUAGAUAGAUAGAUAGAUAGAUAGAUAGAUGGAUGCUCUAUCUAUUUACAGUGUAAUGAUUUAUUUAUUACUGUAAAUAAUAUAUUUAUUUAAUAUGUGCACUGUAUUAUGUAAAAUGGCAAAACUUGCACUGAUCCAUACAUCAGAUAUACAUAUAAAUGUCCUAUAUUUUGACCUUGUUAUGAAACAAUACAUUAUACAUAAUACGUUACAAUUUUUGGUCUGAUGUUCUGGUCUGACAUUAAUGCAUGCAUAUAAUGUAUAAAAGCGUACAUAUUUUGCCCUGUUAUGAUAAGCCACUUUUGUUAAGGUUUACAAUUACAUUUUAAUUUCAUUACUAGGUUCAUUACACUUUAAAACGUAAAUAAAAUAAACCUUUUGUAUAAUUUGUUUAAAUCUAUUUUUACAUUUGUGAUUUUCUACUUGGUACACAAGGUUUAAAAUUAAUUUGAAAAUAUGUUAUUUUUUUAUCAUAACAGACAUAACUGACCCAUAAAAACCUUUGUUUGUUACUACACUAGAACGCAUUUCAGCAGAAGAUUUUGCAGUCUAAUGAAGUUCCUGCGAUGUUUCCCCCCUUCUGCUGCAUUGAUGUUUGGCUGGUCAAACUGUAGUCAUCAUCAUCAUAACAGUUCAGUCGCGCGCUCGCAGGAAACCGCCUAGCCUGUCUCCUUGACACACCCUUAGCUAUUGUUGGCACAGUACGCGCGCGACAACCUUGACAUUCCCACACGCGCGUUCAGUUGCACGGGGAUAUCUUGUGCUACGUGGAGGCAUCAUCCUUCUCAGGAAAAAGGAAAGAAGUACAUGCAGCUACUGCGGAUAAAAGAAGAUGCACAAACGCCGAACAGAGUGCAGGUAGCCUAAACACGCACGCACGGCCAUCGCGCAUCCCCAUGUAGAUGCCCACAGUACCGUACGCGCAAACACACUCCGCUCAUCUACCUGUAAUGACAGAUCGCUGCUCAAAGCCGUGCAUUGUCCCGGGAAACGGCGAGGAAAGUACGCUUCAUGUGAGAGAUGACUGAGUGAGCUGCGCGGAUGUUGGAGACAUGGAGAAACGGGCUCUUGUAACGGCGAUCAGCUUGUCCAUGAGCCUGCUCGCGCUCAUGCUGCUGGUCACGGCGAUCUUUACCGACCACUGGUACGAAACCGACACCAGGAGACACAAGGAGAACUGCGACCAAUACGGGUCGGAGUCCAACGACCAGAAAAACAGGGAGAUGCCCAUCUAUCACCUGCCUUUGGUGGACAGCGGGAAUGCGAAGCGCAACCUGGCUCUCAUGAAGCCCAUCCAUGUAGGGAGUCGAGAGGAGGAACUGCUGGAGAACUGGAGAGCGAUUUUGGGCAUGGGCAUUUUGGAGACGGAGUGCGGGCGCCCGCUUUUCUCCACCUAUUCUGGACUUUGGAGGAAAUGCUACUUCCAUGGAAUGGACAUGGAUAUUGACAAGCUCAUUUUGAAGGGUAUUGCAGACCGAUGCACAUCUGUCAAGUACCAUUUCUCCCAACCCAUUAGACUCAGGAACAUCCCUCUCAACCUGACAAGGACCAUACAGCAGGACGAGUGGCACCUCUUACAUCUGCGGCGCAUCACAGCGGGGUUCUUGGGCAUGGCUGCUGCCGUGAUGCUGUGUGGAAGCAUUGUGGCCGCCGUGGGAUUUUUCUGGGAGGAGAGCCUCACCCAGCAUGUUUCUGGACUCCUCUUCCUUAUGGCAGGAAUCUUUUGCACAAUCUCACUGUGCACCUACGCAGCCAGUGUCUCAUACGACCUUUCCAGAAACCCUCCUUUCAUCUACGGUCUGCCCAGUGAUGUAGACCACGGGUACGGAUGGUCCAUCUUCUGCGCAUGGGUCAGUCUGGGCCUAACAGUGGCAUCAGGUUGCAUCUGCACAACUUAUCCAUUCCUGAGCCGCACAAAGGCUCUUCGCUCCAAAACGGCAAGGGAGUCAUCUGUAUGAGCGCCCCUUGGUGUCCUGGAGGACUCAGCAAAUCAUUAAUCAGCACUUGGCGCUUUAGUAAAAAGGAUUCAAGUGGGACUUCAUGCUGUAUGGAGCUGUUUUGAAUGUCUUGUAGAUUUCAGAUACCUUCGUUUUGGGCCCAUGAGAUGUAUCAGUGUUAAACAGAACGAAAACUCUUGCAUUUCCUGUGUGUCUUCUACACACAUUUGCUUACACACACAUGUAAAAAGCAAAUUACACACGAAUAUACAGUAUGUGUGAAUAUAAUGAACAAAACCUUUGAUUUGAAAUGGGUAUGUGUAUGUUUGUGGGUCGUUGUGAUGCAAUCAUUCUCUGGAUCAGGGGAAUAUUCUACACGCUAAGGAUCUGAGCCACAGUUUUUUAUGCAAACCAUCUGAAAUUCAAAUGAUUGCGCUGAUCACGGUCAAUGUUAUUUUUUUAUAAUGUGAUUAAAGCAUAUUGGUUUCCCUACCACUUGCAAACGGAUACAAGUUGACUAACCAUUGGCUCAAGAGCUGACAUGUCAAAUGAAAAUAUCAAACAGCUAAAUAUUUCAAUCAGGGAUGAACAGGACGCUUCAUGUCACCGAAGUCACCACAUCAGACAAAUGUAUAAAGGCAUGAUUGCAUAUAUAUCACCUUUGGGUAACAGCUGGUGGCUGAUAUUCAAAAAGAUUGAAAAAUCAAAGAGACACAAGAAGUCUUGAGAUCUAAGACAUGGAAAUGCAAAUUUGUGAUUGGAUGAAAUGUCUCUGAAGAUUCAGGACUUGAACGUGGCUGUCACUAGCAGUGCAAUCGUGAUACGGCAGGAUGUUUUAAGUGGAUGCUCUCAAAUCUACCCGUCUCGCUAAUGAAAGGCCUCUCAUGACAUCACGUCAUUGUUGAAAAUACAAGUCCUUCAGUUCCACACGAAGCGACCAGGAUUAUAUUAACUGCUGGAUUCUGUUUUCCAAACUAAGCCAAAACAGUAUCAUAUCCCUGAAACUGUACUGUUUGCCUCAAAACGUCUGUUGUGUUCCUGAAAGUGUAUCAUAAAUAAAAUAUUAUAAUGAUGAAAUAAAGGUCUAUGAAGAAAC
Messenger RNA from Carassius gibelio (silver crucian carp), 3607 nucleotides. RefSeq names its product transmembrane protein 178a (gene tmem178a). NCBI's taxonomy places the organism in Eukaryota, Metazoa, Chordata, Actinopteri, Cypriniformes, Cyprinidae. Gene Ontology annotation, biological process: regulation of cytosolic calcium ion concentration; negative regulation of osteoclast differentiation. The record is from RefSeq and is a predicted model, not a curated record. Bases 1627 to 2532 code for a protein of 301 amino acids. The transcript is spliced from 6 exons. Gene Ontology annotation, cellular component: endoplasmic reticulum membrane.